AUGAGGGACUCCAUUAAGAUUGGAGAAAGACGGCUUCAGAGAAAUCCUCGCUGCAUUCUGCAGAACAUCAAAUUCCCAAGAGAAGACUUCAUCAUCAAAGCUGACAUCCCUGGACCAUCGGAACUCCCUUCUCAUGCAUCUUCUGAAUUCUCUGUUUUACAGCAACUCUCCCCAAAUACACCUGACUCUACACUACUCCCCAAAACUCAGGAAGGAGAAGACACAAAUCCUUCCAACACCCAUGCCAAACAGGCACUUUGUUCCUUAUUUUCAGAUAGUCUGUUAUCAGAAACCCACAACACACUCUCCUCAGUGUUUCCCCAUGCUCCCUCACUGGAUAACCCAUUCCUAGGCAUAACACUGUUACUUCUUGCACCCUCACCCAGACAACGUGUUGCUGCACUCCCUUCAUUUUCUGGACCCAGAUUAUCUGCUCUUCAGAUUCCAUCACUUUCCACAACUCCACUACAAGUUCUGCUGACCACAUCAAUUUCAUCACCACCUCCAAAACUCACACUAGUACAAAUGUUUUCAUCAAUAUUCAGAAUGCCUCUCUGUGGCACCGACACCGCUCCCAAGUUUGAUGGCACCACAACUCGUCUCCUCGCAUACUUAGAGGAUGUUGCUCUGCUCAGCAAUCAUGCUGGUCUAAUGGAUGAAGCGUGCAUCAAGGCCAUCUGUUAUGCUCCCAUUGAAGAAUCUGAGACAUGGGAAAUGCUCAACAAAGCUGACAGCAAUGAUUGGAAAAAGUUUUACAAUGCACUUAAACUCCUGUACCCAGGAUGUGAAGGUGACUGUCACUAUACUUGGAACGACCUAGAAAACCUCUGUAUGGAACAGUCACAUAUCCCUAUCUGCACGCUCGACAAAUUCAGAAUGUAUUAUUGGAGCUUCCUGAAGAUCUCCAAGUUCCUGAUGACAAAGAAGAAACUUGCCAGCUCAAAUGUGACAAAUUGUUCCUAG
This is a messenger RNA of Suillus plorans, 963 nucleotides long. RefSeq lists its product as uncharacterized. Lineage: Eukaryota; Fungi; Basidiomycota; Agaricomycetes; Boletales; Suillaceae. The transcript has a single exon. Bases 1 to 963 code for a protein of 320 amino acids. The record is from RefSeq and is a predicted model, not a curated record.